UAGCCCACUUAAUACUUAAAGCAACAGUAUACUUGUUGCAACUGUGGCUUGAAAAAGUUUAAGUUCUUAAGUCAUCCGUCAAUAAAUUGUUUAUUCAUUUUAACGGACCUGAGUUCAUUUUCCGUUGCCCAAAAGAGACUUAUGAAAAGCUAGAAAGCGAAAAUAUGUCGACAGCGAACCUAUUUUCUGAGACAAGCUGAGGUUCUCUGUUCCGAUGACGUGAACGAGCAAAACGCUAGCUACAGCGAGCAGGAUUAUACAGUAGCAAAUAUCUCGCAUCUGCUAAAACGUCUUUUCAAAGAAUGUCAUAUUCCGCAAGUAAUGUAGAUAAUCUAUUGUAGACGAACGCACGGUAGUUUCGGUUGAGUUUAGCUUUAACUGUGCAAUGUAUAUAUUUCUAUAUUGGCUCGUUGGGUCGCUAUCUAGAUGCUAGGUGUCAGUAUGUGUGUUCAAUUUCACUUUCUCACUUUCGAGUGGACUCGUUUACGGCGAAAUUAGCUUUACGUGAUGGUUACAUACAAUGUUAAAAUAUAAGUAAUACUAACUAGCUCAGUGCUAAGAAAAUUUAAUAAGCCAAUAAACACAAAUUUUGUUAAAGACGAAUCAUCGACUGAGAAUGGUCUGUUAGAUUUACCUACGCAUGCGUUCCGAGCAGCUGCCAAAUUCGUAGACUACUCUUCUUUAGAUGAUGGCACUGGUACCCUAUGAUCGGAAUUCUAUCCCCGCUCUCUCCAAACUUCACGAUCCUUCGGUCGAAUUUCACUUCGCAAACCGCCGGUUGCGUCUUACUCAGGACUGGAACCGGCUUGGAGUGGCUGCCGUGGUGUGGGAUGCAGCUGUGGUGCUGUGUAUGUACAUGGAGCUGGGCCAGAUCGAGCUGGCGGGCAAGGCUGUCAUCGAGCUGGGGGCGGGCACGGGGCUGGCGGGCAUCGUGGCAGCGUUGCUAGGUGCCAGAGUAACGAUCACAGACAGAGAGCCAGCCCUGGAGCUCCUGCGUGCCAACGUGCAUGAUAACGUUCCUCCAGAGCAGCAGGGGGCAGUGGCGGUCUCAGAGCUCACCUGGGGGGAAGGGCUGGAGCGCUACCCGGCGGGCGGCUAUGACGUGGUGCUGGGGGCGGACAUCGUGUACUUGGAGGAGACGUUCCCGGCCCUGCUGCGGACCCUGGAGCACCUGAGCUCGGACGGAACCGCGGUGCUGCUCGCCUGCCGGAUCCGCUACGACCGCGACGUCGCGUUCCUCGACACGCUGCGCCAGAGCUUCGACGUGCAGGAGGUGCACUACGAGGCCCAGCGGGACGUCCACAUCUACAGGGCAGCGAAGCUGCAGGCCAGGCGGGAGCUUUGAUCCGAGGCUCCCGGCCUUGAAAGAACUUCGUCGCACGCUUGAGGGUCUCGAAAGGGAGUUUGAUUCAGAUGGACCGUAUGGACUGGCAUUUAAUUCACGGGGCCGUGGAAAAUAAACGCCAACGUCUUAAAAAUGGUGAAAUUACAACGCAAAUGUGUGGGAGAGUAUUGUAGCUCAUGGUAAUAAUCCAUUGUACGUGAAAUGAUGUUGUGUUCAAGAUGCUCUAAAUUUGGGCUGGAACCCAGAAUUGUAAAGUCACUGCUUUGUCCAGCUAUAACAGGACGUCCAGUACUGUAAAAAUCCUCAAAUACUGAGACUUGUUCCAUUAAUAUCGGGCCUAUAUUUUAAAGGCAUUCUAUGCAGGAUUUUUUAGCUUUGCUGUGGUCCUGUUUACAAUCUAAGAAGUUUCCUCCUCCGUCUUCAGCCCUCACCCCAAGGAGGUUACCUGUCCAAGUCACUGACACUCAAAUUCUUGAGAAACUACCGGUAAAUUUCUCCCAACAAUUACUGGGGAUCACGAGCCGGACAUCCAUGUACAAAUAUUUUGUGAACACUCCACUCGUAGGAAAGUACGGACACAGGAGCAACACGACACAGGGUGGAGUUACUUUGAAAGCAAUUUAAUGUGGCAUUACAUAAGUCUAUAAAAGGCUGGUGCAAUAGAUUGUUGUCACAGAAGGCGCUAAAAAGGAGAUGUGGGCAUAGGUUAUUAUGGUAAUGCGGAAGCGGCGAGCCUUCUCAGCAUCAAAGUUAGUACGUACAGCGCAGUGCCAACUCACUGGAACACAAAAAACGGAUGCUAGUCAGCAUACAGUAUGUACAACAUAUUGUUUAAAAUUAUACUUGUUAAACUGCCAUUAUACAAACUGCACAAAAGGUUAAAAAAAAUCUCCCCGUUAUAUGGAGCUCCAAAAACACUAUAGUCCCACUCCCAAAAAUAAUUUUACAGUUUUCUCACUGAAGAGUGCUAUUCUUUAAAUAAUGCAGAGAAAAUUACUUGGACUUUUAAUACAGGUGAUUCGCUGAAGGUU
Molecule: messenger RNA, 2376 nt
Organism: Anguilla rostrata (American eel)
Lineage: Eukaryota; Metazoa; Chordata; Actinopteri; Anguilliformes; Anguillidae
Gene: mettl21a
Product: methyltransferase 21A, HSPA lysine
Exons: 4
Coding region: 686-1345 (219 amino acids)
Biological process (GO): peptidyl-lysine methylation
Cellular component (GO): cytoplasm; cytosol
Molecular function (GO): protein-lysine N-methyltransferase activity
Source: RefSeq, a predicted model, not a curated record